This is a messenger RNA of Colius striatus (speckled mousebird), 4494 nucleotides long. It is a transcript of the gene UST, whose product is annotated as uronyl 2-sulfotransferase. Lineage: Eukaryota; Metazoa; Chordata; Aves; Coliiformes; Coliidae. The record is from RefSeq and is a predicted model, not a curated record. Bases 359 to 1588 code for a protein of 409 amino acids. Gene Ontology annotation, cellular component: membrane. The transcript is spliced from 8 exons. Gene Ontology annotation, molecular function: sulfotransferase activity.
CGCGCACAAGUCGGCGGCGAGUUGCAGGCGGUCGGCGCGGAGCGCUGGCUGUAACUUGACACCCGAGCGAGAGGCCGAGCGGAGAGAGGGAGCGAGAGCGGCGGACGAGAGGAGCCCCAGGGAGCGGGAUGGUGACCACCUCCUUCUCCUCCCCUUAGUGGCGCUCCGCAGCAGCAGCAAGCCGCCGCCGCAGCGCCGAGGACUCUCUCGCCUGCCGCGGGCCGCCGGCGAUGGGGACGGGACGGGUCCCCUGAGCUCCCGGGAACUUUCCCCGCCGCGGGCAGCCGAAGCCGAGCAGGCGGAUGGAGGAUGCGCUUUCCCCGGCGGGCUGCGUGACCCGGCGACGGCGAAGGGGAGGAUGAAGAAGAAGCAGCAGCACGGCGGCGGGGACUCCCCGGCGCCCCGGCCCCCCGUGGCGGCGGCGGCGGCGGGAGGGGGCCCGGGCCAAGGCGGGGGCUGGAAGAAGCGGCGGCCCCUCUCGCUGCUGCCCUUCCUCUCGCUGCGCGACUACGGCUUCUGUAUGGCCGCCCUGCUGCUGUUCUGCGUGGGCUCCCUCUUCUACCAGCUCAACGGGGGGCCACCGCACUUUUUGCUGGACCUGCGGCACUAUCUGGGAAAUUCCACUUACUUGGAUGACCAUGGGCCACCCCCUCAAAAGGUACUUCCUUUCCCCAGCCAGGUGGUCUACAAUAGAGUUGGAAAGUGUGGGAGUCGAACUGUGGUUUUGCUUUUGAGAAUUUUAUCAGAGAAACAUGGAUUCAACCUGGUUACAUCUGACAUCCAUAACAAAACAAGACUGACCAAAAAUGAACAGAUGGAAUUGAUUAAAAACAUAAGCACUGCUGAGCAGCCCUAUUUAUUCACUAGACAUGUUCAUUUCCUCAACUUCUCAAGGUUUGGAGGAGAUCAGCCAGUGUACAUCAAUAUUAUUAGAGAUCCUGUCAAUCGAUUUCUAUCUAAUUAUUUUUUUCGACGUUUCGGAGACUGGAGAGGAGAACAGAAUCACAUGAUCCGUACCCCCAGCAUGAGGCAGGAGGAAAGAUAUCUGGACAUUAAUGUAUGUAUCCUUGAAAACUACCCUGAAUGUUCCAAUCCCAGGUUGUUUUACAUCAUACCAUAUUUCUGUGGACAGCAUCCAAGAUGCAGGGAGCCUGGUGAAUGGGCCCUUGAAAGAGCGAAGCUGAACGUUAAUGAAAAUUUUCUGCUUGUGGGCAUUCUGGAGGAGUUGGAGGAUGUGCUGCUUUUAUUAGAAAGAUUCUUACCUCAUUAUUUCAAGGAUGUGCUUAGCAUCUACAAAAAUCCAGAACAUAGGAAACUUGGCAACCUGACUGUGACAGUGAAAAAGACCGUCCCAUCUCCAGAAGCAAUACAGAUCCUCUACCAACGCAUGAGAUACGAAUACGAGUUUUAUUACUAUGUCAAAGAACAGUUCCACCUGCUAAAGCGCAAGUUUGGACUCAAGUCUCAUAUCAGGAAACCGCGUCCCAGACCCGAGUUCUUCAUUCCUUCUCCACUGGAAACAGAGGAACCAAUGGACGAUGAGGAAGAAGAUGAUGAAAAGUGGCUAGAGGAUAUCUAUAAAAGGUGAUGGAUGGAAGAGCUCUCCUUUCUCUUCCGGUGGCCCCUCCAGCUUUCUUAAGAUUUUUUUAAUUAUUGUUAAAAGUAAUUCCUUAAGGAACUGAGUUAAUGUGCAGCACUUUUGAAAUGGAAGAGACCAUCCCCACAUGCCGGGGUUGUCGGGAAACACCUGGUUUUGCAGGUUCGUUGUGCGAUGUUGGCUCUAAAGCAUUCUUGGCUAUAGCAUAGUUUAAGAGAGAAGUAUCUACUGUCACAAAGUAACUUUUGGAGUACACAGUAGUCCUCUGGGAACCUGCAAAACAUAACAUAAUAGAUUAGAAGGUCUUGAAAAGUUUGUUUUACAGACUCUCUUGUCUCUCCUUCUCCAGAAACAAGUCAUCAUUGUGUAACACUGCAGCAUUAACUACCGGCAAUGGGAACCAAGGGCAAUGUGAGCCAUUUGGGAAGAGUGCCUCUUUCUGCCCAGAGCACACUGGUAUCCCAGCAGUGCAGUCAGAGCCAUUGCCGUGUCUGUGCGCUUCCAAGGAUAACAGGUUCAGAAAGGAGCAAGAUAGUGGCUUCUGAAGUACCUUGUGCCAGAUGAGCAAGGAUGCUGUUUUGGCAAAUUAACAUUAGUGUCCAUAAAGCAAGUUACAGGAAGCAGAUGUUUUCGGUAAACCCUUCUAGAGUGGAAAGAGUUACAAGGUCAGUGAACGGCAACAAUGGAUGAAAAGUCUAAGGCGGGGUUACCUGAACAGUAGAGUUUUGUUUCCGCAGUGGAGUACACUGCUAUUCGACUCUGAGGAAAAGGUGCAGCAUAUAGGUUUUAUGUUCAGAAAGGAUAUUGGUAGAAUUUUUUUAUUCUUCUUAAGGGUCACAAAUCCAAAGAGAUACAGAAAAAGUCCUUCGUUAAACAACCUGAGAUGCUCUGGAACUCCUGUUAAGCAUGACCUGUAUUUCUGCGAUCACAUAAUUUAGUUGUUCACAUCUGAAGCUGGUCGCAGCAGACCCCACUGGCACAAAAAGCAGGCACCUGAUUUUAGGAUGGCUAGAAGUAAAAUUAACAGUAUGGCCACAUGCAACUUCUCUAGUUGAAAUAUUGCAGAAUGGUGAAACAAAGGAAGGUAUGUCUUGUGAAGCCAAAGAAAUGCAAUGAUACGUUGUUAAGAGAGUGACUGAAGGUUGCCCUUGUUAAUCACUACAAGUAGUAUCAGCAAACACUUGAAAAGGGCUGGGUUGAAGCUGGGAGGGGAAAGCGAAGGAGCUCCAACAUGUGAGACACUUGUCUCUAAGAUGGGAGUCUCCAGGGCUCCCCGUGACAUGCGAGCUGUGAGCUGCUUGAGAGCCUGCCAGGACUGGUGGUGCAGAAGUGACAGAGCUGCAGGCAGCAGUAGGCACAGCUAUUUUGCCAUCUGCUCCGUAACAACGUAGGAACGUUUAGGGGUCUUGAUAACGCCUUGAGCUCUUGUGCACCAUUGUUAUCAGAGGAAGCUGGACUUGUGGAGGAUAAUAGCAAUAAAUUCUUGUCCUAGAGCACAAGAAAGAAGCAGGGCUGAGGAGCUGAAGUUCCUUGCCAGGAUGAGUCCCAGUAACACUUCAGGAGCAAUGUACCUCUCUCUAACUCACAUCCCUUCCCAGGCAAUUUUUGCUUCCCAUUCUGUGGGCACCUCAGCACCGUGUCUGCUGUCUGCCGGUCAUACUUCUGGUUUGUGGUAACAGACAAAAGUUAUUUUGUGAUGGACGAGGGAUAUAAAUUCAGGCAAAACUCCAAUGUGCUUUCCAAGGGUGUCCUCUUUCAUGAGCCUGCUGAGAGCCAUUAUAUGGGCUACGCUAUGGCCCAUCUUCAUCACCAGUCAACCUUUACUGUACCUACACGCGGAGAACAAAACUAAAGAAGUGUAAUUGUGUUAAGACAAAAUGCUGACUUACAGAAAAUGUUAUGUAGAAGAUUCUGUUCUCAUUAUUAAUAUCCCAGGUUGGUGGUAGCAAUGCACUACCAUGGCAGAACACAUUAAAGGAAGCUGAAAAUGGCACAGAUAACAACUAACGUAUUAGCUAAAAUAUGAACCUGCUGCAUUGUAUAUUUUAAGUGGUUUCUAUGAAAUUACAUUGAAAGAGUAAUGAUUAGUUUACACACUGUGGAGCUGUUAUAUUUUGGAAAGAGAACUAAUACUCUCACCUUUCUGAAAUUCUGUUUAAAUCCUUUUUGCCAACGUUGUAACAGAGUAAUCAGUCACUUAACACGUUCACCCUUCCUGCAAGUUCACUGCUGCUUACCGUAAAGUCUAUUUUUAUCUGUUUAUUUUGUGGUAUCUUCAGCCAUCACUACUUAUAACCUGAAUACAAAACCUGUUUAAUGAUUUACUCACUACGUUUUAACGCUGUAUUUUUCAUAGCGAUCAACCUGGCCUCUCCUCCUUGAAUGGUACUUCAUAAAUUUAUCUGGCACAUAGCAGCUAAGAUUCCUGGUCCUACAGCCUGUUUGUCUGUCAUGAAAUACAUUUUACUGAAUUGUUACAAGGUACGUUUUAAGCUGGUUAACCUUUGACUUAUUUAUUGAAACGUUUCAGCACAUUCCAAAUUCUAAGUUGCUCAGGAAGACGUUGAUUUAAAUGAUUAUAUUUUGGUCUGAUUAAUAUUUCUUAUUCCAAAAAGGAAUCAAUGUUUGUAAGCCUUUAGCCCACGACAGCUUUGUAGGAAGUGCCGUGCAUGUACUUGUAAGUCUUUGUGGGGGAAAAAAGAUGGGUGCUUGACAUUUAUGAAGAUAAAAAAGCAUAUGUGUACAUUAGCUUAGCUAUAAAUGAAAGCAACGUAUGUUUUGGGAUGAAAUAUUCUUUAACUUAUUCACUUCCAUCUCCUGAAAUAUAAAUAAGCCAUAUGACUCUCUAUUUUUCAGUCCAAUGAUGUUUAAAAAUAAAACUUGUGCAUUUCUUCCUA